AUGACGGUUGCAACGCCCCAGGUGUCCUUGGAGUCCAACUCCUCCGUGAACUCCAGCACUCCCCUGGUGAGGAUCACCCGCCUCUCCUCCAGCGAGGGCGCCGUGCUGGCCAACGUCUCCGAGCUGGAGCUGCCCGCGGAUCCCAAGUGGGAAUUGGCAAGAUCGCGCUUGACUCUCGGGAAGCCUCUGGGCGAAGGCUGCUUCGGUCAGGUGGUGAUGGCCGAAGCCCUGGGGGUCGACAAGGAGAAGCCGAACAGGCCCAUUACGGUAGCCGUCAAGAUGCUGAAAGACGACGCCACAGACAAGGAUCUCUCUGACUUAGUCUCAGAAAUGGAAAUGAUGAAGAUGAUGGGGAAGCACAAAAACAUCAUCAACCUCCUGGGCGCCUGCACGCAGGACGGUCCUCUCUACGUUCUUGUGGAAUAUGCCUCCAAGGGGAAUUUAAGGGAAUACCUGAGAGCUCGCCGGCUACCUGGCAUGGAUUAUUCCUUUGAUACCUGCAAGCUUCCUGAGGAACAGCUGACCUUCAAGGACUUGGUCUCCUGUGCCUACCAGGUGGCCCGUGGAAUGGAGUAUCUGGCAUCUCAAAAAGGCCGGCUGCCUGUGAAAUGGAUGGCUCCCGAAGCCUUGUUUGACCGUGUCUACACUCAUCAGAGUGAUGUAUGGUCGUUUGGGGUGCUGCUAUGGGAGAUCUUCACUCUGGGAGGGUCCCCCUACCCAGGAAUCCCCGUUGAGGAGCUUUUCAAACUCUUGAAGGAAGGCCAUCGUAUGGACAAGCCAGCAAACUGUACCCCAGAUUU
This is a messenger RNA of Protobothrops mucrosquamatus (brown spotted pit viper), 800 nucleotides long. RefSeq names its product fibroblast growth factor receptor 3-like. The transcript has 7 exons. Gene Ontology annotation, molecular function: fibroblast growth factor receptor activity; fibroblast growth factor binding; ATP binding. Gene Ontology annotation, biological process: positive regulation of kinase activity; protein phosphorylation; multicellular organism development. The record is from RefSeq and is a predicted model, not a curated record. Gene Ontology annotation, cellular component: signaling receptor complex. The annotation marks the transcript as partial. NCBI's taxonomy places the organism in Eukaryota, Metazoa, Chordata, Lepidosauria, Squamata, Viperidae.